Messenger RNA from Agelaius phoeniceus (red-winged blackbird), 2262 nucleotides. The record is from RefSeq and is a predicted model, not a curated record. NCBI's taxonomy places the organism in Eukaryota, Metazoa, Chordata, Aves, Passeriformes, Icteridae.
AUGCGGAUGGCUGUGCCACCCUCCACCUAUCCCCGUCGCCUCCUGCCCCUCUUCCUGGGGCUUUUCCAGGGUGCCCUGCUCCUCUUCUUUGCCCUCUUCGUCACCUAUGAUGAGCCUUCGGCGCAGGUGGAGGAUACCAGCUUGGUGGCCAACCAGGUCUACAGCACCUUCCCCUUCUUCCAGGACAUCCAGGUGAUGCUGGUGGUGGGGCUGGGACUCCUGCUGACCUUCCUGCCCCGCUACGGGUUCAGCGCCCUCACCCACAACUUCCUCCUGCUCAACUUCUCCGUGCAGUGGGCACUGGUGCUGCAGGGCCUGCUCCACCACUUCCACCAUGGCCAGAUCCACCUGGACCUCCACAAACUCCUCCUCUCUGAGUUCGCUGCUGUGACAGUGCUCAUCUCCGUGGGGGCCAUCCUGGGGAGGGCCAGCCCCUGCCAGCUGCUGGUCAUGGCCACCUGUGAGAUCCCCCUCUACCUGGCCAGCGAGUGGGUCAUUGUCACCUGCCUGGGCGUUCUGGAUGUGGGUGGCACCAUCACCAUCCAUGUUUUCUCCUGCUAUUUCGGCCUUGGUGUGUCCAAGGCUCUGUUCAGGGCAACACAGCAGCCACUGCACCCCAAGGAGACCCCAACAACCAGCUCUGACCUCAUGUCCCUGGUGGGGACGCUCAUCCUCUGGGUUUUCUGGCCCAGCUUUGUGGCUGUCCUGUGCCAGCCGGGUGAUGCCCAGCACCGUGCCAUCCUAAACACCCUGCUGGCCAUGAGUGCCAGUGCCAUAACCACCGUGGUGGCCUCCAGCCUGCUGGACAGGGACGGCAAGCUCAGCCCCGGCCACCUGCAGAACGGCAGCCUGGCCGGCGGGGUGGCCAUCGGCGUGGUGGCCGACAUGGCCGUGCCCCCAGUGGCCGCCCUGGCCCUGGGCAGCCUCUCGGCCGUGCUGUGUGUCCUCGGCUUCAGAUUCCUCACCCCGCUCCUGGCGAGGAAACUCACACUCCACGACCAGUGCGGCAUCCACAACCUCCACGGCUUGCCCGGCAUCCUCGGCGCCGCAGCCAGCAUCGUGGCCGUCCUGGUGGCGCACAAGGACGGGGGGUCCCGCGGGGUGGGCGGGCAGGCGCUGUGCCAGGCAGCGGGGCUGGCGGUGGCCGUGGGUGCCUCGCUGCUGGCCGGGCUGCUCACCGGGAGCGCCCUCCGGCUGCCCUGCCUGGCCCGGCCGCCCGAGCGCCUCUGCUUCGAUGAUUUGCUGUAUUUUAAAAUCCACGAUCAGGCUGAGAGCCCGGGGCCAGACAGCAGCGCUGAGGAAGGAGCCCUGGCUCUGAAGGAGCAGUGGCUCCCAGCGCCCGUUCACUCCCGGCAGCAGCCAGAGAAACGACCUGCUCAGGGUGUCUCCCCAGGAUGGUUAAUAGCCCCCGAGGAGCCCAGACGGCCGCUCUGCAGGGCACUGGCCUCGGCUGUUUCACUCCCAGCGAGCGGCAUCACCCUCAGUGCUCACCCCGACCCUCAGCUCCAGAUUCCCCUGCCCACGCGGGCAGCACCUGGAGGAGGCUGCCAGCGCAGGCCACAGCUACAGGAAAGGAACUCAGCAUCCACUGCCCGGAACGUGGAACUGCAGCAGCAGGGAGAUGGCCCCAAGCAAAGGACUUUACAGGGAUCUGAUAACCUGAGCUGGGCAAUUCACCCUCCAGGAGAGUUUGCAAAGGGAAGCGCCAACCCUUUUGACAACUGGUGCAGCAGUGAGGAUGCAGCCCAAGCCUCGGAGCCUCGGAGAGAGAGCCAGGAUGCAGGAGGCACCCGCAGCCCGCAGCACCCUCAUCCCACCCCGAAGCUGGAGCUGGGAAAGCUGCGCCAGCAUCCCAGGAAGAGCAGCGGCCCCAUCCCAUCCCAGCACGGGCAGCGAGCCGCUUCCACCCUGCGGAGGACAAAGGCUGCGGUCCAUGGCUGGCAUGCGGCAAGCUGGGAGCGCGGGGCCGCAUCCUGCCCGGGGAGCGAGGGCUGUGAUUCACAUCCCCCCCGCCGUGAAUCACCGCUGCCCCUGCGCCCCCACCGAUCCCGCUGCUGCCGAGACAAUGCGGGCCAUGCUCCCGAGGGGGUCGAGGCCACCGAGCCCCCCGGCGCUGGCUGCAGGACUGGGGGGCUGCCGGCGAGGUUGGGGGUCCCCAUCCCUGAGCGGGUGGGAGAGGGGCUGGAUCCCUUCCACCCGGUGCAGCCCCAGGCGGAGCCAACACCAAGAGGGAGAGAGGCUGGGGAAUUCGCCCUCCAAUAA